AUUCAGCUAAAGGGUUCAUCGCUUCUCCUCUGGGGUUUAGUGAAGAUUCUUAAGCUUCCACCACCACCACCGCUUCAUCACCACCACAUCAACCAAUUUAUUAAAUGAAAAGGGUAUUUUGAAGGAGGGUAUUAUGGAAAAAGUUAACACCGUUUUAUUCAGAAAUGUUAAACCGAAUGGAAGUGUGACCAUUUUGUAAUCGAAAUACAAAAAUACCGUCAUUUUGUGAACGAAUUACAAAAAAUACGACCAUUCUGACCCAAAUUUCUUUAAAUGGAGUACUAAAAUACAAAGCCAUCUCUCUCUUUCUUUCUCUUCUUUCUCUAUAUACCGUACCGUAGUCUAUUAAAUGGUCUAAGAAAUAGAAUUGUUGUCUCUUUAUUUAAGAGGAUAUUGCUAUAUAAAUAGAGAGAGACAGAGGUUUGUAGGAAGAGAGAAGAAAGUAUAGUGGAUGAUCAUAAUAAGAUGAUGAUGAGCAGUGGAAGCAGUAGCAGUAGUAGCAGCAAUGGAGGUAAUGGGCCAUGUGGUGCAUGCAAAUUUUUAAGAAGGAAAUGUGUAAAAGGGUGUAUUUUUGCACCAUAUUUUGAUUCCGAACAAGGUUCAACACAUUUUGCUGCAGUUCAUAAGGUUUUUGGUGCGAGUAAUGUUUCAAAGCUUUUGUUACGUUUGCCUGCUCAUAAGCGUGUUGAUGCUGUUGUUACUAUCUGUUACGAAGCUUUAUCUCGUAUUCGUGAUCCUGUUUAUGGUUGUGUUGGUCAUAUCUUUGCUCUUCAACAACAGGUGGUGAACUUGCAGGCAGAGUUGGCAUUUGUUCAAGCACACCUCUCAACACUAGAGCUCACAUCUCAUCAGCAGCAUUCCUUCGUCUCUUCACCAACUCCAUCUUCUGCACUGACAACCGUUCAUGCGUCAUCAGACAUGCUUUCAUCUGAAACAUCUAAUAUGUCAACACUGUUUACCUCUUAUCAGUCACAACAUCAGCAGUUGGAUGGGAUUCCGACAAUGUUAGAUACCAGGCGGUAUUGCAACCCACCAACUAUUGCUGCUCAAUAUCAGCAGCAACAAAACAAUGUCGACGGCGAUGGAGAUCUUCAAACACUUGCAAGAGAAUUUUUGUCUAAAUACUUCCCUGAAUCUGCAAAACUUCAGACAUCAAAUUCUUGGUAGUGCUGAAUGAUAUGGUAAAACUAAUGUAGUGAUCAACUUUUGGUGCUUGUAGGCAAUUUAGAUCUUCCUUUAUAGUAGUUAUUAUUAACCUAACUUCUCUGUAAGAUAUCAUCAGGUUGGUUAACUUGCAACUUUCGUUUCUUGGGCAUCAGGAAAAUCCAUAUAUUAUCCAUACCUAUAUAUAUACUAUAUGGUUUGUCCACAAAGCUUAUUCCGAUUACCAGCAAAGAGCCAGCCGAAGAGGUACAUUUCUGGAGUUUAGA
Molecule: messenger RNA, 1430 nt
Organism: Papaver somniferum (opium poppy)
Lineage: Eukaryota; Viridiplantae; Streptophyta; Magnoliopsida; Ranunculales; Papaveraceae
Product: LOB domain-containing protein 19-like
Exons: 2
Coding region: 466-1167 (233 amino acids)
Biological process (GO): hormone-mediated signaling pathway; positive regulation of DNA-templated transcription
Cellular component (GO): nucleus
Source: RefSeq, a predicted model, not a curated record